This is a messenger RNA of Nerophis ophidion (straightnose pipefish), 2686 nucleotides long. It is a transcript of the gene ankrd13d, whose product is annotated as ankyrin repeat domain 13 family, member D. Bases 452 to 2335 code for a protein of 627 amino acids. Gene Ontology annotation, molecular function: protein binding. Gene Ontology annotation, cellular component: cytoplasm. Lineage: Eukaryota; Metazoa; Chordata; Actinopteri; Syngnathiformes; Syngnathidae. The record is from RefSeq and is a predicted model, not a curated record. The transcript is spliced from 16 exons.
AAGGGAACGCCCCCCCAAGCCGGAAGGGAAGCGAGUCCAACAUGGAGGAGAGAGACCGCAGGAUGUGAAGGCCGUGUGCGCCCACUGGGGAUGUAUGACAGGCCACGACGUCACGCUCUUAAAGGAACACUUAAGGGAAGGAAACGAAGGCGCUCGGAUGAAAAGUGUUUGUCUCCGCACAAGAAUGUAAUAGUGGCGUCCAGAGGAGCAGUUGUUGUUGUUAGCCACGUUAGCUUAGCCAGCUAGUAGUGAGUUAGCAGUCAAAUUAGUGGGCUGAGUUGUCUAAACUAACUCAGCCCACUAAUUUAACAUUCAGGAAGCUUAACUUCCUUACAAAAGCAUCUGGGAUAUAUUUGUCUGCCGGCGAAAAAGUCAAUUUUCUCCAGUCUUUGGUCUCUUGUUAUUGGAGUUAGCCUGUUAGCUCGGCAGCUAGCGCUGUUAAAGAUCAAAGAUGGCCUUUCAAGACUCCUUCCCGCUGCACGUGCUGGUGUGGGACAACCGGUAUCAAGAGCUGGACCGGGAGAUGCAAAAGAACCAGCAGCAGGACUCGGAAAGGCUGGAUCCGAGGGGGCGCACCCCGCUGGAGCUCGCCGUGUGCCUGGGCCACCUGGAGUCCACCAAAGUGCUGCUCAGAUACUCCGCAGACCCGACACAAUGCAACGCGCAGGGAUGGACGAUCUUGCAGGAGGCGGUGAGCACGGGGGACCCUGAGCUGGUUCAACUGGUGCUUCAGUACAGAGACUUCAAGCGGGCUACGGAGAGGCUGGCCGGGAUCCCUGAGCUGCUCGGCAAACUAAGACAGGCACGGGACUUCUAUGUGGAGAUGAAGUGGGAGUUCACCAGUUGGGUGCCGCUAGUGUCCAAGGUGUGCCCCAGUGAUGUAUACCGGGUGUGGAAGAGUGGCUCGUGUCUACGCGUGGACACCACCCUCCUGGGCUUUGAACACAUGACCUGGCUGAAAGGACGCCGCAGCUACAUCUUUAAAGGCGGAGACGACGGGGCGGUGGUAAUGGAGGUGGACCACGAGAAGCAGGUGGUGUACACAGAGCCGCUUGUCUUGUCUCCGCGGGACGCGCCCUCCCUUUUGGCGGCCAUGCAACCUUCGCAGGAGAACACGGCACAGAGACUUACAUCUCCCAUCGUCUCUACGCACCUCAACACGCGCAACAUUGCCUUUGAGCGGAACAAGUCUGGAAUCUGGGGUUGGCGUUCUGAGAAGAGUGAGAUGGUCAGUGGGUAUGAAGCCAAGGUUUACAGUGCCACCAACGUGGAGCUGGUGACUCGGUCCAGGACGGAGCAUCUAUCAGACCAGGAUAAAUCACGGAGCAAAGGCUCUAAAACUCCUCUGCAGUCCUUCCUGGGAAUAGCUGAACAACACACCGCUCACAAUGGGAGUAACGUGUCUCAAUGUGCCAGUCCACACAACCCUACGGCCAUCACCGCGGAGGAAUACUUCGAUCCUGAGUUCAACCUGAACGGUCGGGACAUCGGGCGGCCCAUGGAGCUCACCAGCAAAGUUCAGAGGUUCAAGGCCAACUUGUGGUUGAGUGAGACUCACCCUCUGUCGCUGGCUGAACAGGUGACGCCCAUCAUCGACCUGAUGGCUAUCUCCAACGCUCACUUUGCCAAGCUGCGGGACUUCAUCACCUUACGCCUGCCUCCUGGUUUCCCAGUCAAGAUAGAGAUUCCGCUGUUUCACGUGCUGAAUGCCAGAGUGACCUUCAGUAAUCUGUGUGGCUGUGACGAGCCAGUCAGCUCAGUGACGGUUUAUCAACCAGAGGGCUCAGAAGAAGCGGGUCAGUCGGUCCUUCCUGUCCACUGCGAGGUGGACCCAUCCGUGUUUGAGCCCCCCGCAGACUACACAACCCUCGGCCCGGGCCGAAGCGAGCCCAUGAGAGACGAGGACGACAAUCUGCUGCAGUUUGCCAUCCAGCAGAGCCUUCUGGAUGCUGGCACGGAGAGCGACCAGGUGACUAUUUGGGAGGCCCUGACCAACAGUCGUCCUGGGCCCCAGUCGCCCCUCUAUGAGGAAGACACCCAGCUGGAGAGAGCCAUCCAGGAGUCCCUGUCCAUCUCGCUGGCCAGUAGAGUAGGAACAGACCAAACCCAGAACCCCAGCCAGCCCCCAGCGGACUCCCCGCCGGACCACAUCUCCAACAACACAGCGCCCGAGCUGCCUUUGCCCGCCCAAUUGGACGUGGCGAGCAGCUUCGACGAGCAGCUGCGCAUCGCCAUGGCGCUGUCAUGUCGCGAACACGAGGAGAUGGACAGGAUGCGCAAGGAGGAGGACGACGAGCUGGAGAGGAUCCUGCAGCUGUCGCUCACCGAGAAGUGAUGUCACAUGAGGUGCGUCUUCAUCGGGGAGGGGCAUGAUCCUUUAUUCUGGUUUUUAUUUUUUUUUUAAACCCAGAGAUAUAUUAAGUUAUUACAGAUGUUUUAUUUAUAAAGUGUGAAGGACACGAGCGAGUGACAAACAAAUGAAGGAGGGCGGGAAAAAAGGGAGUCUUAUUUCACUUUUUUUUUGCUGUCUUUUAAAGAGUGGCCCUUUUUAUGCUUUAAAACUAUGACACCAUCCACGGUACUGAUGAAGAAAACCUUAACGAGACCACAUAUACGGUACAUAUACAAAAUAAUGUUAUGUUGACUUGCUCAUGUUCAUGUGUGGAAAAAUAAAGAAUAAAUUAUC